UAAUGAAUUUUUUCCUGGAUCCCGCUACCACUAAAGACAGAUUGCUACAAAGAAAUUUCUCUUCAACAUGAAGUGCUCGAUUUUUCUUAGUAUUGUAGUUUUAAUUGUGUUAACCGCCUUCAUCCAAGGUUCUCCUAUUAACGAAGAAAACGAUGCAAAUGUAAUGAGAAAGAACUCCCUGUUGGAAAAGCUUGGGAUGGAGUUACAGAGGGAUCCAUACUACAGUCCGUACAAAAGACGCUGUUAUUGCGGACCGAAACGGCGUCGUUACAGAAAACGCAAAGGAAAGAAAAGUUCAGGGUCUUCAAGUUCCGGGUCUGACUCCGAGUCCGGGUCGCCCGGUAAAUAUUACGGGGGAUACCGUAAAUACGGGAAAUAUGGAUAUGGGCAUUAUCGAACUCGAGGAAACCGUUCUUCGGACGAGGAGUAGGUGAGUAUCUCUUGUGUACUUCAGCCAAUUAGAAAGCAG
Orbicella faveolata is the source of this 469-nucleotide messenger RNA. RefSeq lists its product as uncharacterized. Lineage: Eukaryota; Metazoa; Cnidaria; Anthozoa; Scleractinia; Merulinidae. The record is from RefSeq and is a predicted model, not a curated record.